CCUACGACAGUUAUGCUCUCAAAUCUCGCCUUCACAGCUCGCUCUCUCUCUCACACUUCUCAUACUGUACUCCUCACUCCCACCACCGCCUUUCUCUCUCUCCCUCUCUCCUUACCGUCGGCCGUAACGGUCAUAUUUCUGACUAUUUUUUCCCUCUCAAACUUCCCCUCUCUCUCUAUAUAUAUAAGCCACCAUUAUUGUACAAAAAUCUCAUUACUCUAAACUUUCUCUCAGCUGUCCGUACUACUCUGUGCUUCUUUAUUGGAUUAGGGCAAUUUGGAGAAUGAGAUUUGGGAGGAUUACUUUCGAGUUUUUACGAUGGUAACUGCCGUCCGUACCACAUUAAACCCAAAAACUUCCACCGAAGGAGUAGGGAGACCUCAAAAUCAUGCUAGACAUCCUCUUCUGCCUUCUGAGCUCGACAAUGGUCUUGCUCCUCCUCGCCGCCCCAAAACCCGAGAAGUCACUUCUCGGUAUAUGUCCUCGUCCAACUCGUCUUCUUCUUCUUCGUCUUCAUCUUCGGCUUCGUCUACUUCUUUCGGUUUCAGACGAUGUGCGUCGCCGAUGAUUUCGAGGACGUCGAAUUCGACGGGUUCGAUAACUCCGGCGCCGGCUUCGAUGCCUAAUACUAAGCGAGCUCAGUCUGUGGAAAGAAGGCGGGCGGCGACUCCUCGCCCUAGUUCUCUAGAUUUGAAGCAUUUGGGGGGAGGUGCGGGUGGUGGGGUUGGUUCUGAGAUGACCGCGGUGCAGAAGAUGCUCUUCACGUCCACGAGGAGCUUAUCGGUUUCGUUUCAGGGCGAGUCGUUCUCGUUUCAGGUUAGCAAAGUGAAACCUGCGCCAUCUCCUAGUGUGAGGAAGGGUACGCCGGAGAGGAGGAAGGCUGGGACAACGCUGCCGCGGGGAUAUCAGAGCGAGGAUUCCAAGCCGGUAGAGUCGCAGCGGUGGCCUGGGAGGUUGCGGGAAUCGGAUUGUAUGAAUAGGAGUUUGGAUUCCAAUGAUGAGAGAAGGAGGAGCACGGGUGGAUCUUGUGGGAAUGUGACUAGGGCGUUGCAAAAUUCUAUUGUUGAUGAUGUCGACCGUACCCCUGUUAAAAGAAGAUUGAGCUCUGCCUCAGGCAAUGCCGAAUUACUUAAAACAGCAGAGCCUGUAGUUGAAGUUAAUUCUAUUGGAUCUGAUGCAUUUUCUGAUCAUAUAGCUUCUUCUGAUUCCGAAAGUGUUUCUUCGGGUUGUACAACUCCAGGAACACUUGAGUUUGGUGGCGGUGUUUAUCAAGAACAACGUGGGUCCCGAGGAGUCGUGGCAGCUGCAAGGUUUUGGCAAGAGUCCAAGAACCGGUCGCUGCGAUUACCGGAGCCUGGUUCUCCGUCGUCGAGAAGUACUGCGAUGAGAGCUUUUGCACCAUCAAAGCUCGUUGCGCCGAAGAAGUUAUCAAUUGAGACUCCUGUAUUGUCUCCUCGAGGAGUACUUAGCAGUCGUAGGGGGCAGUCCUCUCCGAUUCUAGGGUCGUUUCGGCCUUCGUCACCGAGUAAGGCUUGUAUGUCGGCCGUGUCAUCUCCGUUGAGGGGAAUGAGCCCAUCCCGGAUAAGGAGUUUAAUUCCGGGUACGGAGAGUAAUAAAAACGCACCGUCGAUUUUAAGUUUCGCAGUUGAUAUUCGAAGAGGUAAAGCCGGAGAGAACAGAAUACUUGAUGCCCACGCCUUGAGGCUCUUAUAUAAUCGUCUCUUGCAAUGGCGAUUCAUAAAUGCUAGAGCCGAUGCUUCUCAUUCGGCACAGAGGUUGAAUGCAGAGAGAAGCAUUUAUAACGCAUGGGUCACCACAGCACAACUCCGUGAAUCUGUUAGAACCAAAAGAAUCGAAUUACAAUUGUUGAGGCAAACUCUGAAGCUUAUUUCCAUCCUAAAGGGGCAAAUGGUAUAUUUGGAAGAGUGGUCCCUUCUGGAUCGGGACUACACUGGUUCUUUGUCAGGGGCCUUUGAAGCUUUGAAGGCUAGCACUCUCCGACUCCCAGUUGUUGCAGGGGCAAGGGCAGAUGUUCAAAAUGUGAAGGAUGCUGUUUGUUCAGCAGUCGAUGUGAUGCAGGCCAUGGCAUCAUCAAUAUGCUUAUUAACCUCAAAGGUUGGCCAAGUGAAUUCGUUGGUGGGCGAAAUUUCAAGUUUAACGGCAAAGGAGCGUGCUCUGCUUGGUCAGUGCAAAAAUUUAUUAUCAACAAUUGCAGCUUUGCAGGUGAAGGAUUGUAGCCUCAGAACACAUAUUUUACAACUAAAACGUAUGCAAACCUGACAGCCAAACUGCAAAGCUUACACCAAAUGACUGCUCACCUUAAUAGCUAACGUCACGUGAUUGAUUUUUUUUUUUUUUUUACGUCUUGAAUUUGUGAAACAUUUCUAAUAAGGGGAAAUUUGUUUGUUGGUUUGGUUUAUAAUAGCACAAGAGGGAUCCUAAUGUUUUUUGUGGGAGAGUGAAAUCUGUGCAGUGAUAUUUUUAGGUGUCAAUAUCAUUUAGAUUGUAUUCAUAGAGAAGACGAAUAUAUGUAAAUACGGCAGUGAUAUCACUUAAUCUUCUCUAACUUCACCGUUCUUCUAUGUUUUCUUGAUUGAGUUCAAAGUACUGUUUUCUCUUCAAGUAUACCUAAAUCUGUGGGACUAUUGUCGGGUUUCAUAUUUGUUUUGUUGAUUGCAUUUCUUCUAAA
Messenger RNA from Humulus lupulus (European hop), 2689 nucleotides. RefSeq names its product QWRF motif-containing protein 2-like. The record is from RefSeq and is a predicted model, not a curated record. Gene Ontology annotation, cellular component: nuclear microtubule; centrosome; cytoplasm. Gene Ontology annotation, biological process: centrosome cycle; spindle assembly. The transcript has 6 exons. Gene Ontology annotation, molecular function: microtubule binding. The coding region runs from base 319 to 2280 and encodes 653 amino acids. NCBI's taxonomy places the organism in Eukaryota, Viridiplantae, Streptophyta, Magnoliopsida, Rosales, Cannabaceae.